Pipistrellus kuhlii (Kuhl's pipistrelle) is the source of this 465-nucleotide messenger RNA. RefSeq names its product ubiquitin-conjugating enzyme E2 L3-like. Bases 1 to 465 code for a protein of 154 amino acids. The transcript has a single exon. Gene Ontology annotation, cellular component: nucleus. Gene Ontology annotation, biological process: ubiquitin-dependent protein catabolic process; protein polyubiquitination. Lineage: Eukaryota; Metazoa; Chordata; Mammalia; Chiroptera; Vespertilionidae. The record is from RefSeq and is a predicted model, not a curated record. Gene Ontology annotation, molecular function: ubiquitin conjugating enzyme activity.
AUGGCGGCCAGCAGGAGGCUGGUGAAGGAGCUGGAGGAGAUCCGCAGGAGCGGGAUGAAAACCUUCCGUAACAUCCAGGUGGACGACGCCAACGUGCUGACCUGGCAGGGGCUCGUGGUGCCCGACAACCCUCCCUACGACCAGGGCGCCUUCCGCAUCGAGAUCAGCUUCCCCUCGGAGUACCCAUUCAAGCCGCCCAAGGUCACGUUCAAAACCAAGAUCUACCACCCCAACGUCGACGAGAAGGGCCAGGUCUGCCUGCCCGUCAUCAGCGCCGAGCACUGGAAGCCCGCCACCAGCACCCACCAGGUGGUCCAGGCCCUCGUGGCGCUGGUGAACGACCCCCAGCCCGAGCACCCGCUCCGCGCCGACCUGGCCGAGGAGUUCUCGAAGGACCGCCAGAAGUUCUGCGCCCACGCCCAGGAGUUCACCAGGAAGUAUGGGGAGCAGCGGCCUGUGGACUGA